Biomphalaria glabrata is the source of this 3566-nucleotide messenger RNA. RefSeq lists its product as uncharacterized. NCBI's taxonomy places the organism in Eukaryota, Metazoa, Mollusca, Gastropoda, Planorbidae. The record is from RefSeq and is a predicted model, not a curated record. The transcript has 2 exons. Bases 117 to 1832 code for a protein of 571 amino acids.
UAUAUAUAUAGGUCCUAAUCUACGAAAUCCGGAAGCGACAAGUAAGAUCUAAAAAGAGCCAAAAAUACUGAGCAAUUCAUCUAUCAGACUAGAUUCGGAAAGAACUACAAUAAUCUAUGGAAAAUAUUAGUGGAACUCCCAUUGUAUCAUGCGUUGGAACCCUAGGUUUUAAUGGCAAUGAGCAUCUUCAAAAGGAGGUGAUCAUCGAAAAUAAGGGCUUUCAUUUUAACCAUUCAAUCAUGGCAGGUCUGUUACAUUUCCUUGGAGGCAAACACAACAUUGAACAAAAGAAACACCUGUCCGCUGAAACAUUUAUGAAAUUUCUGAUCAUGUUAGAGGGAAAACAUGAUCUAACUUCGCUAGAGAACAUGCUGGAACUCUGGGACGCUGUUUACGUCUUGCAGAUUCCCUUACUCGUUCAACACCAUGAACGGGUGCUAGGAUGUUUAAUUAACGACCAUACGCUUGAGGCCAUCUACACAAGGGCUUGUCUCUAUGGCUCUAGCUUCAUUCUCACAGAAGCCUUAAACUACACGCUGGAAUGUUUUGAAAGUGUCUACACUGAAGGCUUGACCAGGAUUUUAACGUAUGAAGAUUUAAUGUUUCUAGUGGAGCACGAUGAGUUAUGCGUUGAGAAAGAAGACACAGUCUUGCUUGCAAUUUUCCAAUGGGCAGCAAAUAGAGACAUGCAAAACGAGAGAUGCUUCGUGGAAGAUAUGGAUGUGUCCUUCAGCGAAACAGGAAAAACAAGAUUAGAAGUUUCAUGUGAGGAAGAAAAACAAUUUAAACAUAGUGAGUCCAAGCUCUCUAAGCUUUUAAGAGCCUCUAGAUUUGGUUUGGCCAGCCUUAAAUGCCUUGAAGAGCUUAGUAAUCACCAUUUGUGUGAAAUUAAUCCAGAAGCGAAACGCGUUAUUUCCGAAGGCAUUGACUUUCAGAUAGCAAGAAAAUCGCAUGGAUACUGGCCUUCUUACGUCAUCCAUAGAAGUGAAAACAGUGUAAGGUAUCUUGGGGCAUUGGCAAACGGGGAUAAAGUCAGUGUUCUUAUUCUCUCAAAAAAUAUAUGGAAAAAGCUUCCAAGAUGUCCGCUCCUGUCAAGAAUCAAUAAUUUGACAGUUUUUAAUGACCAGCUGUACGCUGUGUGCAGCUCUGGCAGCGAAAGUCUAAUCUUCUGUUAUAAAAAUUCUGAAUGGAAAUUUAUCGCUGAUAUACCAGGGACGAACUUUAUCGUCGUGUCUUAUGGGGAGUUUAUCUAUUUUAUAGACAUCGACAACGAAAGCAUAAAGUGCUUGAAGCCGGAAGAUUUUCCCGUUUUUCAUGGAGAGAUCAAAAUGCCGAGCACCGUGCACAACCCAGAAAGUGCUGUGGACUUUGAAGAAAGUAUUUUGGUUUUCUGUUCGACGGACACCGACGAAAUGUCAGAAGUAUAUUCUUUACAAGUGCCAGAUAUUGAAUGGACUAGGUCUGGAACUCUUCAAGGUUCAGCCAAAUAUUUAGUCAGUUUCCGAAACAAGAAUGGCCAAUAUGUCCUACAAAGAGAUGGUUCCUUGAGCCAGGUUUUGAGGUCUCAAGAUAAAGGCACUGCUUUCACUUUAUUGGAGCGUCUGUGGUCGUUUGACAUCAUCCUACGUGGAGCUUUUAUCUUCCGAGAUGUAUUGUAUAUUGCUGGCAAUAGUCCAUCUAAGACUCUAAGUGUCUGUGGAAUUCCAGGCGUGUGCUGGAAUGUGGAGUUCUGGCAUCAGGUGAACCACUGCUCUAGCUUUGUGCAUUUCUUUUUGCCAAGAUCAAGAAAGAAUGUGGUGCAAGUGAAUAACGAAAAUGAAGAUGAACAAUGAGCUUUCAUUCGUUUUUGUUUGUGUGUGUGGUUUUUUUUUUUCUUUCUAGUAGAUUCAGUUGGAGUAAUCUGUUACAGGUACUAUCGUUUAUACACUGAUGCAAAACUAACAAGCUCUGGGUGGAUCAACCCAUAACAAUUUCUUUCUCCAAAAUACAAAUUUUACUGCUGAGAUUUGACCUAAUACUAACGAGCGAAUUAAAAAUAAAACGCGACAAACAGAGUUUAUGAAUCUUUGUUUAAAAAUGUUGCUGUACUAUGAGCUUGAAAGAUUUUUUUCCAGUCUGAUGAUUAAGUAAGCCUGCAGUAUUUCAAGUGUCUAUGCAGACCUACCUGGUAUUGACGUAUUCUGUAACUCAAAGCCUUUGACUCCUUUGGGUGCUUAUAAUUCGUUUUGUCAUCUGAGACUGACUUGUGCGUGUUUAAGCCGAUUCACUUCAAGAACGCCUUCACUAAAAGAAGGUGCGUAGCUCUCUUGAUCUUCGUCUGGGCCUUUUCCCUGGCGUGUUUAGCGGCCUUUGUAAAAGCUCUCUAACUGUCUGAAACCAUUCUCAGCUAUUGUUGCCCCUUUUUGUUAAAAAAAUCUUCUUAAUCGUCAUCUUAAGUUACAAAAUAUCAUCAAUUAUAAGCACUUUGGAGUUGUUCAAUGGCUCGCGGUGGCUGACUGGUUAGAUGCUUAACCUCCGAACCUGGGAUUCUGGGUUCAAAUCUCGGUGAAGACUGGGCUUUUGGAUUUCGUUUUUUUUUUAUGGCGCCCCUGAUUCCACCCAACUCUAAAUGUUACCAGACUUAAGUUGGGACAGUAGAGGCUGUUGGUCGUUGUGCUGGCCACAUGGUACCCUGGUCGUAAACCGUUGGCCAAAGAAACAAAUGACCUUAACAUCAUCUGCCCUAUAGAUUACAAUGUCUAAAAAGGAAACAUUUUUUGGGACAUGUUCAUUGACUAGCUUAUGGAAUGCAGCUUUAAAAACAAUAUAAUUGAUUAGUUUAAAAGGAAUCUUUAUCUUAAGAAAUUUGUUCAAACUGAUGUAGUAUCACAAUUGUAUUACUUAUAAGAAGAUAUCUAUCUUUAUUUGACUUCUUUGUUCGUUUAGAAAUUCAGAGACCUUUCCAACAUGUUGAGAUAGAUUCAUUUUUGGAUAGAGCUAAAACACCAUUGUGAUUAUAUUAAAUUCAUUUGUCUCUAUUGUUUCAAUUAAAAUGUUUGUUUGACAUGUGUCAGUACAAGAGAGCUGCUGUGUACAAAGUGUGUACUUAUAUACUGAUGGCAAUAAUUUGAGUAGCAAGUAGAAGUGUAUGUUUGUGUAGUCUGCUAACAUCUCGCUUAUUGAAAUUUUGCAAAGUAUUUGGUUUGGCCAAAGUUGAAUAGCGAACUUAACGUAGGUCCAUCCAAAUGUCUUCAUUGUGAAUAAAACUUCAGUUCCUAACAAUUGUCUUGGAUUUUUUUUCACUGUUGAAUACUCUGUUGUUGUUGUUGUCUGUUGUUGUUGUUGUUGCUGAUGUUGUUGUUGUUGUUUUUUGUUGUUGUUGUCGUUGUUUUUUGUUGUUGUCGUUGCUGUUGUCGUUGUUGUUGUUGUUUUUUGUUGUUGUCGUUGCUGUUGUCGUUGUUGUUGUUGUUUUUUGUUGUUGUCGUUGUUGCUGUUGACGUUGUUGUUUUUUGUUGUUGCUGUUGUCGUUGUUGCUGUUGUCGUUGUUGUUGUUGUUGUUUUUGUUGUUUUCGUUGUUGUUUUGGUUU